Molecule: messenger RNA, 1172 nt
Organism: Pseudopipra pipra
Lineage: Eukaryota; Metazoa; Chordata; Aves; Passeriformes; Pipridae
Gene: APOF
Product: apolipoprotein F
Biological process (GO): cholesterol metabolic process
Source: RefSeq, a predicted model, not a curated record
CCGCGUGUCGCAACCCCCUGAUAACAGUGGCUAUAAAGGGGCCAAAGGGGCCGCACGGGGCAAAGGACAGUGGCAUCUGGCCAGGGCAAGGAACGGUGACAGCGGUGAGCGGCCUGUCCCGGAGCUGCCGCCAUGCCCUGGGUUCUGCUCUUCCUCCCACUCCUCCUCCUCGGCCCCGCUGUCGCUGUCUCUGACCACGUGGACCCCGGGCUGGGUGCCGGUGACCGGGCGCUGGUGCGGGCACUGCUGGCAGAGCUGGCGGGUCCCGUCCCGCCACAGGCACGGGGGGUCCCCUGCCACACCUGGGCCCCCACCGCCCUGCCCGGCUUUGCCCGGCUGCCGCCGGAGCCCCACGCCCUGGCCCGCGCCGCGCUGGCGCUGGCGCUGAACGGGGCCGGCUGCGAGGCCGAGGCCGAGGCCGAGGCGCUGGGGCUGGCACGGGAGCUGGGCACCCCCACGGCCGCGGCGCUGCUGCGGGGGCUGGCGCGGGUGCGGGGAGCCCCGGCCCCCCAGCCCCUGUCCCUGCUCCUCCUCAGCCUGGCGCGGCCGGGGGGCUCUGCCCGUGCGGAUCCCACCCGGCUCCGGACUCCUGCACCCGGUGCCCGGCCCACGGCACCCUCGGCGGGGAGGGUCCCCAGGGCCUGGCUGUCCCUGUGCCACCGCCUGUCCCGGCGCCGGCGGGAGGACGAGGGUGGAGCUGAGGACGCCUGCAACCCGCCGGGGGAGCAGGAAGCCCACCGGGUGCUGGAGUGGGUGCCAGGCGUCAGCAUCUUCUACAACCUGGGCACCAGCAUCUACUUCGCCUUCCAGGGCUGCGGGGCCGUGGCCUCGGAGCGGGCGCUGGAGGCCACCGAGGACCUGGGCUACGCCGGGCUGGCCGCGCUCACCGGGAGCCUCGGCGGCCCCGUGGCCGUGGGGGUGCAGCUGGGGCUGCAGCCGGGGCUCAAGGCUGGGGUGCGGGCGCUCAUCGGGUACUUCACCUCCGCCGGGGACCCCCCGCCGGUGCCCACCGCCCACAGCGGCUCCGCCAUCAUCGUCUGAAUAAAGGACACGUGUCCCUGUCCCUGUGGGAUCGAUGCAGGGUCACCCUGCCUGGGGCACAGGGACCUCGGUUCUGCUCGGUGGCCUUGCUGAGCCACGUGGUGGAGGUGCUCUGUCCCUGUCCCUGUCCC